AUCUUUUGUAAAGCUGGAGUUGUGUGGGAUACAUGCAGAGAGAGUUAAGUGGCGUACCUACAAUACUAUCAGGCAAGAACACAGACGUUAAUACUACAAAAAUAUGGCUUUAAGCGAACAGGAGAAGUUGCUUCUGAAGCUGAAGAUGGCCGAGAGUGCCGAACGAUACACGGACAUGCUGGAAGUUGUGAAACGUUUGGCCCAAGAGUACCCGGAAUAUCUCAUUAAAGAAGGUCAGCUGAAGUUCCUGUCCAUCGCCUUCAAGAACUGUGUUGGACACCGGCGCUGUUCGUGGAGAAUCAUUAACAGUAUGCCCCAGGCCACCAACGAGAGGACGAAAGAUAUCAUGAGACGGUUUUUGGCGAACAUUGAAGACGAGCUCACAGAGUACUGCACAGACAUAGUGGACAUUAUCGACAAACAUUUACUCAAAGUUGCAACUACGAUGGAUGCGAAGGUCAGUCUUCUCAAAACCAAGGGAGAUUACUCUCGAUAUAUGGCGGAAAUUCAAACAGCUGACAAAAAAGCAGCAUCGGUGAGCAAUGCAGAGACGUUUUAUAAGAAAGCCAUGACGGAAGUGGAGUCAAUGCCUCCGACCCACCCAGAGAAGCUUGGCCUGGCUCUCAACGUGUCUGUGUUCUACUAUGAGAUUGCAGAGAACCGCCACCAUGCUUGUAAAUUAGCCAAAUCGGCGUUCGACGCGGCCAUUGCCGACCUGGACAACCUUGAUGAAACCAACUACAAGAGCAGCACGCAGAUACUCCAACUCAUCAGAGAUAACUUAACGUUAUGGACUUCGGAGGACCCGGAUGACAGUACAGAUUGAUGCACACUCCGAUACAUCAAACACAGGAUAUGUUCCAUCAGUUUACUUCACUUACAAUAUAUACUGAACAUAUUGAUAUUUAGAAGCGCUCUGAGCAAACCCUUUAUGUCAUAACAUUGAUCACCAGAGAGUCAUUGUUGAUAACGUAUGCUAAAAUCAAUACAGGCAUUAUGUUAGUUGAACGUUUCAAUUGAUCACCCAUAGUAUUAUUUGUUGACGGUGGUAUAAAUCCAUAAUGUUUAUGCUGACCUUUCUUAAGGAGAUUGUGAACUAUCACAACUCCCCAUUUUACAAUCCAUGUGUAGCUUUCUUCUACUUACUAGUUUGUAUGUGAUCUUUGACCAGAAAUAGUAAUACCGUGUUGGCCCAUUUUAUUAAGUCAAGUCUAUAAAUUCUACCCUAUGAAGUCAUUUUUUCAAACGUAUUUAUCAUUUACAAAAGACAUAUGUAAUAAUGAUGUUAAUUGUAAGGCAAUACAUAUUUUAAACAUAUAUGUUUUACUGAGAACGAUUUCAAGGGUUUCUGAAUAAAUCUUCCUUUCAACACAUCAGUUAUAGUGUAAAUUUCGCAACAUUUUGUUAAUUAAUAAGUAUCCCCUUCAAAAGAACUGUGUGUAAGAGGUUCUGGUAAGAUAACUCCAUUAUUUGCUGCUGAUUAUGAGGAAAUAAAAGUUGGUAUUGUAAA
Messenger RNA from Haliotis rubra (blacklip abalone), 1510 nucleotides. RefSeq names its product 14-3-3 protein beta/alpha-like. The record is from RefSeq and is a predicted model, not a curated record. The coding region runs from base 104 to 826 and encodes 240 amino acids. Gene Ontology annotation, cellular component: cytoplasm. The transcript is spliced from 6 exons. Lineage: Eukaryota; Metazoa; Mollusca; Gastropoda; Lepetellida; Haliotidae. Gene Ontology annotation, biological process: signal transduction.